Pogona vitticeps (central bearded dragon) is the source of this 1111-nucleotide messenger RNA. Lineage: Eukaryota; Metazoa; Chordata; Lepidosauria; Squamata; Agamidae. The record is from RefSeq and is a predicted model, not a curated record.
CCUGGCCCCCCCAGUCAGUAGCUCCCCCACCACCAGCCACCAGGAGGGCUGUGGAGUGUGGAUGUCAGCCCGGCCAGCCGGCCAGCCGCUGGCCCCACUGCCUCUCCCAUGGGGGAGACCACCUUCCCCUACUGGGCCCCCGAGGGCUGCUGCCUCGAGGUUAUAGAAACAAUCCUCUUCCUGGUUACCUUGAUCAUCAUCCUGCAGCUGGCCGUCAGCCUGGCCCCGGCGAUCUGCUAUUAUGUCUGCUGCAUCAUUAGAUCUUUAUACAGAAGCAUUAUGGCCACAGUCUUAUCAGGGCAGUGUUCCCAUCAGGACCUCGCUCACCGGCGGCGCCGGGAAAGGAGCCGUUCCCCACCCUGCCACUGCCUCCUGUGCAUUCCUGAACCCAUCCAUCUUACCAUGAAUGUCCAGAAUGAGGAGGCUCACCGGGCUGGGAGGCGCCCUUACCCUGACUUCCUGCCAUGCCACCCGCCCCGCUAUUACCAUCCUUGUGACUGCGAAAACCGGUCCCGUCCGCGUACCGCCUUGGCCCCUGCGGGUUAUGCUCCCAUCGUUUGCUGCCGGGACGUGGCCGUCGGCACCUCCGAGCCCAUGUUAUAUCCGGGCAGCCAGGAACGCCGGAAUGACAUGGCAGUGGGCACCGAAUUCUACCCCCGGACGCAGGUGGGGGAGACUCACUACCGCCUAUUAGGGCCCAGCCAUGAUGCUGAAUACACAGGAGGACCCCCGCCACGCUCCCAUCGGCCCACCAAAGUUUACAUCUACCCGGUGCACCCCCAGACGCCCCCCGGGAGCAGAUCGGCUAGCCCGGAGAGGCUCCACCGGCGUCGGGGAGCCACAACCGGCAGCCAGGAAGAUCAGCAGCAGGAAUUUGAGACCCAAGAGCCGCGUCGCAAGGCCCGGGAGCCGGAGCAGCACGCCAGAGGGGCCCCGCCGCGCUUCCACACUGUUGCCACCAGCGUCCUCCAAAGGGCCGCCCAAACCGAGGCCUCGGGCCCCAAGCAGCAGCAUCCUUGGUCCGAGGCACCGGCCGACUCGGAUUGGUUCUAUCGGCCCCUGUAGAUUGCCCCCCUGUCACCCUGGCAGGCCAAAAAAUAAAAAAAUAAAA